CUUCUCCAGGUGUUCCUGAUUGUCACUGUCAGUUUCCUUGUAUUUAGUUGCCUGCCUCCUUUCACUCUCUGUUAAAUUAUUUGCCUCCUUUGUUGUCCUCUUAUGCCUUACCAUGGUUCUCGAGGAGUCCUGCGUUCAUUUUGGUGAAGCUCCUUCAUCCAUUUCCUUCUCUGGAUCAGGCUUUCUGGCCACCUACCAGAUAGGGGUUGCCCAAUGUUUUGUACAUAACGCACCAUGGCUUCUUCGCAAGGCACCGUUUAUUCUCGGUGCGUCUGCGGGGUCUUUGGUAGCUGCUGCUGUUGCUUGUGAAGUAAACCUGAUUACCAUGCAAAAUGAGAUGCUAAACUUCUCCAAAGCGAUGAAGGCCUUUACAUUUGGACCAUUCAACCCCUCUGUUGAAAUUCUCAACUGGUUAAAGUUUGUUUUGAACAAAUAUCUUCCUUCUGAUGCGCAUCUCCUUGCAAACGGACGUCUCGCCGUGGCCGCGACCCGUCUGGAUGAUGGCAAACCCACGAUUAUAACAAAAUACCGGUCCAAAGAUGAUGUCGUGCAGGCUCUGCUUUGUAGCUGCUUUGUUCCAGGAUAUUGCGGUAUGCUUCCGCCAUCCCUCAACGGCGUGCACUACAUGGAUGGCGGUUUCAGUCAGAUGCAGCCAGUUCUGGAGCUACCCAGUCGCACUUUAACAGUGUCUCCUUUCUCCGGGGAGACGGACAUAUGUCCAGGAGACCAACCCAGCAUGCUGGACAUGGUGGUGACUGGGGUGACCUUGAAGGGCAAUUUGGCCAAUGGGCUCAGGUUCUGGAAUGCGCUCUACCCAAUAAAGCCAGAGAUUGUGGAGCAAGCUUACCACAAUGGCUACAAAGACGCCUUUCAUUUUCUUCUCAACAACGAGCUUGUGCCAAACGUGAAAAUGAUGACAAUUCAAGAACUCAAGAGCACGCUCAACUGUCGCACUAAAAUGCUGACAUUCCAAGAGACCACUCCAGAGGAAGAAGAGGAUGAUGAUGAAAUGGAAACAACAGUAUUGUGUUUUCAUCAAGGCAACCAAAACACGCAGACAAACACUUGGACUGAACUUCAGUCCACAAUUGGCAAGCUGACAGUUGUGGAUCUUCCUUUCACUUUUGAAACGGCAAAAAACAUUCUGACCGGCAAUGUGACGAUGUAUGGGAGCAUGAUGGGACCUUCUGGAUUCUUGACCUACUUGGUGCUACCUAUGAUGCUGUUGUUCCAGACUCUGCUUGAGACCAAAGAAAUAGUCGAGUCAGUGUCCCGAGGGACUCCAGGAUUGAUUUUUUGGACUUGGUGUAGCCUGAGACAGUUCGCAGUUUUCUUUUUUGAUAUACUGCUCUCUACCUUCAUGAAGAACGUAAAGAACAGGCUGUUGCCCAUCAUGCUGAAGUUGCAGUUGUUGGAAGAAGCUCAAAAUGAGGUUCCGCUGAAGCACACCUUCCCUCCAAGUCACAAAGAGUCAUCUUAUCCUGCUCUCUCUGAAAAUAUCACGUUUGCGAGUUCGCGGCCCAUACCUCCAUUACGAGGCUUGUAAAAUGGAGAUUUUUUUUUUAACAAAACCCCGCAUGUUUGAAAAUCUGUGCUUGACAUGGAAAGAGUAAUGACGCAGGCCGUUGUGUGCGUAUUCUCAACCAGCAGCCUAGUGUUUGAGUUUACAGUUCAGUGAAGGAAAGCAGGCCUUAUUUAAGCAAAUUAUGCAGAAAAUCUUUGUCACUGUAGUCUCUGUAGUAGGAAGUCUCUUUUCUGCUCAUCACCAGCUUUCCAACCUCGUAAAUGCUCCUCAUGUCUGUGUGUGUGUGUCUCAUAGUUUUGCCAAGCCAUGUGGAGAUGUAAGACUGAAUGCAUUAAAUUUGGAAAAUUUGCACAACAAACGUGCUGCCACUAAAUAAAAAUAAAUCAAUGCUGACCUCACAAGCUAAAGCAUCAGAGAUGGAAAAUUCCUUUCAGAAAUGUAUUCUUAAGAUUCUUGUCAUGAAAUUGAACUUGAGUAUGUUAUGGCUUAUUUGGCACAAAAAACAUUUGCUUCCUGGUUUUACAAUUAGGAGAACUGUGUCUAGAAAAUGAACUGUUUGUGCAUCUUGUCAUCCCAUGAGCUGUUGUUUCUUUUAGCUUCUUACACUUAUUAGUCACCAAUAAAGCAA
Messenger RNA from Syngnathus acus (greater pipefish), 2153 nucleotides. RefSeq names its product patatin-like phospholipase domain-containing protein 2. The transcript is spliced from 10 exons. Gene Ontology annotation, biological process: triglyceride catabolic process; lipid homeostasis. The record is from RefSeq and is a predicted model, not a curated record. Gene Ontology annotation, molecular function: triacylglycerol lipase activity. The coding region runs from base 113 to 1546 and encodes 477 amino acids. Gene Ontology annotation, cellular component: lipid droplet; membrane; cytoplasm. Lineage: Eukaryota; Metazoa; Chordata; Actinopteri; Syngnathiformes; Syngnathidae.